Messenger RNA from Cylicostephanus goldi, 348 nucleotides. The record is from the annotation of a GenBank genome assembly. NCBI's taxonomy places the organism in Eukaryota, Metazoa, Nematoda, Chromadorea, Rhabditida, Strongylidae.
AUGUCGAAAGGCUCGGCCUUCGACAUUGCACUGGCGUGGAAUGAUUUCAAUGUACGUGCUUCGACAAAAGUGCACCUGAACUUGGAUAUUAAGCUGACAAAACAUUUGCGUAUAUACAAUCUCUUGACUCCGCUUGUUGAGAAGGCUGUAUCUUUCCUAGCCAAAGUGGCAGUGCCAACAAAAGUGGAACAAUUUAUUCAAAAAGAGCUGAAUCCUCGUCUGCAAAGAGUAAAACAACUUAUAAAGUACAACGAUUUCUUUAACAUCACCGAUUUUGAUGAUAAAUGGGCAGUGCAACUGAAUGUGCAGAAGGAGCACUUGCGUGUUAUUUUGAAGCCAAAGAGGUAA